AUGCCGAAGAAUCGUAACAAGAAUAAGAAGGCCGCCUCUGCUGGCAACAGCAAGGGACCCUCGAAAAGACGUGAUCAUGUUAUUGAAAAAUAUGACAUGGAGCAGUCUCAACAGAGACUUCUGAGAGAAGGCUUUCACCCUGCGGUGACGUCCAAGACGCCGGAGCAGGUUGAAAAGGCGUGGCUUGCCAGAGUCGAUCGCCUCAUCGACAGGCCAACCCGCGACGAGUUCGUGGGUCAGAUGGGACCCUCCUCCCAGAGUUCUUAUACUCGAUGCUUGACUACGGCCAUGCUGUUGAUGCGUCACGAGUCCAAAUACGCUCACCCAGUAAAGAAGACCGCCCGCCCGGGUCAAGACUUGUUGGCCACCAUGUUGAGCACCGUCGACAUCGGUGGCGAGAUCGCCAACGCCAUAUUCCAGCAGGGCCGGAGGUCGGUCUUCAACGCCGCCAUCACUUCGUUGGCCACUUGGCACGCCGUUGCACAUUGCGCCAAGACUUGGGACUUCAACGCGUCGGAUGAGAGGACCUUUGGGAGCUCGGGAGUGAUGAUGGCCGUCGCUCCCGAGUGCACAAUCGGGGAGCUGAACAUGGCCAACGACCUUGAUCCCUACGGUAUGGACUCGAGCAAUAUUCUGUCAAGCUGGUACAAAGAAGCCAUGGACUUUGAGCGGGAGAUUUACCUCUCAAUCUACCUGAUCCACGGUCGUCUCGCAGGUACACUUCGCCGCGGCAAGGCAUCCCAGCAAAAGCGACAGGGCCACAAGAUUAUACCGGUCGAGUUUAUGUCUGAUGAAAUCGUAUCGGUCGUCAAGAAAAUCCAGGAAACCAGAUACCUUUGGGGCAGCAGCCAGUUCAUCUCGAGUCCCCAAGGCCAGUUAUUCGAGCCGCCCGUGAUGUUUUCUGCAAACCGGUUGAGAAGAAUGCUCAAAUACAUAUCCGGGCAAAGAACCGCACUUCAAGUCCUUUACUUUGAAAGGAUUCCCCUCCUGGACCGCCGCAUGAUGGCUGUCAUCCUGCGAGGGUGUCCCAACGUGCGCAUGAUUGGCAUUUACGACUGCCCGCUCAUUCACUUUGGUGAUGUCCUGUGUCUCCUAGACCUCAUCCACGAGGUCAAUUGCAAAAGGCGUGAAGCCGGAUUGCCCGAGAUCAAGGGCUUUGACUUUUAUCCCAGGUACAACCAUGGCACACCCUUUCAGUCUGCCAGUUCGGCCACGUACGGCUUGACCUGGGGUCCGCAUAAGCUGGACGUUGUGCAGCGAGGCUUCUUCGACGUUAUCCUCAAGGCUUUCAUGAAGACGAAGAAGAUGAAUCUCGACCUUUUGUUCGACAAAGACGAGGCGUUUUGCGAGUAUCUUGGUCGAGUUCCGCUGCCCCCGCUGGCCGUUCCCACAUUCCUGGAUGCUCUUCACCGGUACAUGGAGGUCAAGGACGGAGGACCGAAGAGAGAGGUGAUUUAUGAUCUCGUGAAGCCGGUGCGGCUUGGCUUGGACCGUCACAUGGACCGCGACUGGCAGAACGGCUACAUGCUCACCCUGGCACAGAAUCUAGUCUUCUGCUCCUCGUGUGGCUACGAAACGUUGGAGGAGUUCUACUCGGCCGCGGCCAGAGAAACGCAGCCUCACCGGAGAGUCUGCGCCGGCUGCACCCUGCAGCGAUGGCUCGACGAAGAGGACGACCAUCUCAAGUCGUACAAGAAACAGGCCCUGGACACGCUGUAUCCCAAGUGGAAGGGUUUGGGCUUCAACCAUGACGCCCCGAUGCCAAGAGCUGCAAAGGCCAUCAUAAAGCUCCGAUGCACGACAUCAGAACGACCCGACACCAACCACACGACCGUGGACGGCGAAGGGGCCAUGUACACGCGCCAGGUCAUGUUGGACCUGCUGCGAGAUAACAAGGUGCACUGGGACUCGUUGGCGGACCUGCCCACGCUUUCUGAGCUCCUGGACGAUGGGAAGACUUGGGGGCAUUUUUACAACAAAUGCAACAACCUCGACGUUUACUGCAGAGCCGUGAGGUGUGCAGCCGAGCAGGGCGAGGGGGGGGAGGAGGGCAAUUCCUUGCGACGGUCGAGGUUCGACGGCGGCGUGCCAGACACCGCUGAGGAGUUGCAGCCGUCCAGCAGCUUGGUGAGAGGCGUACCGUGCCACGACAUUGCUUCCGCAGUCAUGUUUCACGCAGGCCUCACGGCGAAGGGUUGGGGAGCGCGCGAAAAGCCGGCUGGGAAUCUGGGCAAUCUCGGCGUGGUGAAUGGCGCCAACUUUUGGUGA
Metarhizium album ARSEF 1941 is the source of this 2268-nucleotide messenger RNA. RefSeq lists its product as uncharacterized. The record is from RefSeq and is a predicted model, not a curated record. Lineage: Eukaryota; Fungi; Ascomycota; Sordariomycetes; Hypocreales; Clavicipitaceae. The transcript is spliced from 5 exons. Bases 1 to 2268 code for a protein of 755 amino acids.